AUGCAGGGGAGCCAGCUCAUUGCCCUUCUCAUUGGCAUCCUGCUACUCAUUGUUACAAUUGGAUGGUUGGUCUUCUGCUGGUACCGCCGACAUGUCAGUAUGGGAGUCAUGGCUAGCCAAGCCCGAGCGAGGGUCAUGGGCAACCGACGGCAUGCCAACUAUGAUUUGGAGAGAGGUGACCAUCAAGGUGACUACAUUCCUCGUCCCAAAUACAGAUCAGAUGCCUGGCAACGACCGAGUACGAGACCCAUCCCCCGGGACCCCAUGGAGCCAGACUACGUGAUCCUUCGCCGUACCAACGAGGAAGAUGCCCAUUUCCGGACUCGUGGGUUCAGAAGAGAGUAUCUGUCCCCAGAUCGGCGACAUCCAGGUUCCCGCGCCGAAAGCGAGCAGCGGCAAGCGCAUCGGCGGGAUCAAAGACAUCAACAGCAACAGCAACCACAGCAGCAGCAGCAGCAGCAGCAGCAAAACCAGGGAAAGAAACAGAAGCACAAGAAGGGCAACCAAAAUAACCAGAACAACAACAACCAGAAUGGCCAGAAAAACAAGGGGAAGGGGAGCAAGCAAGGAAACAAGAACAACCAAGGGAACCAAGCGAAUAACCCGUCCAAAGGGAAAAAGAACAAAAAGGGGAACAACAAUGACAACAAUGGAGAGGCCCAUCAGCAGCCCCAAGAGGAUCAGCAGGACAACAACAGCUGGGGGAACGACAACCCGAGGCAAGAUCAGCAGGAGGGCAACUGUGGUCAGCAAGACAGCCAAAACAACCAAGAUGGCAAUAGUUUCUCCUGGGAUGACUACGACGCCCAACACAACCAUCAAAGCAAUGGCAGCCAGCACAACGGAAGCCAUCGCGGGGACGACGAAUGGACAAACCCCAAGGAAAGUGCAAAUUGCAGCUCCAACAAGGGUAGCCAAGGUGGUAGCAAUGGGACAGGCCAUAAAAGUGGUCGAGGAAGUCACCGCGAAGGUGGCUCACAGGACAACAACCAGAACACGACAGCCUUCGACGCCGGUUGGUGA
Penicillium subrubescens is the source of this 1023-nucleotide messenger RNA. RefSeq lists its product as uncharacterized. NCBI's taxonomy places the organism in Eukaryota, Fungi, Ascomycota, Eurotiomycetes, Eurotiales, Aspergillaceae. The record is from RefSeq and is a predicted model, not a curated record. Bases 1 to 1023 code for a protein of 340 amino acids. The transcript has a single exon.